Molecule: messenger RNA, 3272 nt
Organism: Rhinolophus ferrumequinum (greater horseshoe bat)
Lineage: Eukaryota; Metazoa; Chordata; Mammalia; Chiroptera; Rhinolophidae
Gene: LNPK
Product: lunapark, ER junction formation factor
Biological process (GO): endoplasmic reticulum tubular network organization
Cellular component (GO): endoplasmic reticulum tubular network
Source: RefSeq, a predicted model, not a curated record
GGGGUUUGAUGGGAAGGAAUUGGCAGGGCCCCUGGCUCUGUCAGUGGUGGCUGCUGCCUGCUCCGGAGGUAGGCUGCGCGGUGGCGGCCCAAGCUGGCAGAGGUGGAAGCCAGCGCCGGGCUUUGCCCGCUUCUUGAAGUUGUGAAUUCCUUCGGACAACUGAUGAUAUUUAUCAUUGUGCUCAGUUUCUACAAGUGAAAGAUGGGUGGAUUAUUUUCUCGAUGGAGGACAAAACCUUCAACCGUAGAAGUUCUGGAAAAUAUAGAUAAGGAAAUUCAAACAUUGGAAGAAUUUAGGGAAAAAUCAGAGACUACAAAAUUAUGGGUUGGAAGAUUAAUUCUUUACUCCUCAAUUCUUUAUCUGCUUACAUGUUUAAUUGUGUACUUGUGGUAUCUUCCCGAUGAAUUUUCAGCAAGACUUGCCAUGACACUCCCAUUUUUUGCUUUCCCACUGAUCAUCUGGAGCAUAAGAACAGUGCUUAUUUUCUUCUUCUCCAAGAGAACAGAAAGAAAUAAUGAAGCAUUGGAUGAUUUAAAAUCACAGAAGAAAAAAAUACUUGAAGAAGUCAUGGAAAAAGAAACGUAUAAAACAGCUAAAUUAAUUCUUGAAAGAUUUGAUCCAGACUCAAAGAAAGCAAAGGAGUUUGAACCGCCAUCUGCUGGAGCAGCUGUAGCUGCAAGACCUGGACAAGAGAUUCGUCAGCGAACUGCAGCUCAAAGAAACCUUUCUCCAAAACCAGCAAGCUCUAGCCAGGGUCCUCCCCAACAAGUUCCAGUAUCUCCUGGACCACCAAAGGACACUUCAGCCCCUGGUGGACCCCCAGAAAGAACGGUUACUCCAGGCCUAUCGUCAAAUGUGUUACCAAGACGUCUCGGAUCCCCUGCUACUUCAGUGCCUGGAAUGGGUCUUCAUCCUCCUGGUCCACCUUUAGCAAGACCCAUUCUCCCCCGAGAACGAGGUGCUUUAGACAGAAUUGUUGAAUAUUUAGUUGGUGAUGGUCCACAAAACAGGUAUGCCCUGAUAUGUCAGCAGUGUUUUUCUCAUAAUGGCAUGGCUUUGAAAGAAGAAUUUGAAUACAUUGCUUUUCGAUGUGCCUACUGUUUUUUCUUGAAUCCUGCAAGAAAAACCAGACCUCAGGCUCCAAGACUUCCAGAGUUUAGCUUUGAGAAGAGGCAGGCUAUGGAAGGCUCAAGUUCAGUUGGUCCCUUGCCCUCAGGAAGUGUGAUUGUAUCAGAGAACCAGAUCAGUGAAGAAUCUUUAGAGGAACAAGAUGUUCUUGAUAACAGUACAGAACAGACAGAGGACACAAUAUCAGAUACAGAGCAGACAGACCAAGUGAUUGAAAAAGUAUCUGGUACGGAGGAACCACAGGAGAAGCAAGAGGAGACUGAGAACGAGAAUGAGGAAACCUCAAUGAAUGAAGCCAAACCAACAGUUCCCACGGCUGAUUCUAAUCCUAAUCCUGAACUAGGUGGAGACUCUUUGAUGACAAUGUAGUAAAUGUUUCCAUGUGCCUUCAACUGGAUAUUUGUAGUCUUGUUGAUGUCAGUAAUUGCUUUUUAGGUGGUGCUUUCUGUUGUUUAUUUCUCUCUAAGGGUACGCUUGAUGUCAUUUGAAUUAAGAUUGCCUCGCUAUUUCAGUAUGUCAAAGUUAUAUAUCUACUGGAUAUUAAAACUAAAAUCAAGUGAUAUCAGUAAAGUAAGAUCCUUUUGAAUGUACAAAGACCCACACUGUUUGGAUAGAUUUUAGAAAUUUAUUUUCCAUUCUAAAAGUAAACAAACAUGAUAGCAUUUUUGUUUUCUGUAUAUGUGACCUGUAAAUAAUAUCCAUUUUGACAUAGGAAGAAUUUUGGAUAGGAAUAAGUUCUAAUAGUGUUUAUUUUAAGGAAUGAAACUCAAUUAAGAUUUUAAUACUUCAUCAUUAAAAAUGGAUAGAAGUUUUACUCUUGAGAUAUUUGCCGUGGGGCAAAAUGUCUACUUAGGCAUUUACAUUAAGCGGUAUGAAAGUUUUAACUGUAACUAUAUAGGCAUUGGUGUGAAGUCUCAGUAAGAAUGCAAUUGAACAGUCAAGUGCAGUGUUUCUUUUUGAUGUCUCUUAUUUUGCAGCUGGGCCAAAGGCACAUGAUGUAUAUAUAAGUAGCUCAUGUUUACAUAUUAACAUAUAGGGAAUAUUUCUGCACUUGACUGUACUUGAAUUCUGAGCAUUAUUUAUACUUGUAAAAUAAUGAUAUUAUAAGUGAAUUUUGUGCUCUUGUGUGUAUUUUGUUAAGGAAAAUAAAGAUGAUUUGGCAGCAGUUUCCUUUUGUUAAAUAUCUAGACUUCUUCAGACAAAGUCUUGGUAGAUGACUUGGCUACCUGAAAAAUCUUAGUAGGAAGAGCUCACAAUACAAUAAAUCUAUAGAUACGGCUGAGAGCAAAUUAUGAUGCUUAUCUUGAGACUUGUUACCUUUUGAAUUCAGAGGAGUAGUGACAUUUAGAGGCUCUAAUCAGAGAUUCGGUUUUUCUGAUUCAGAAAAACUGUAGGCCAUUUGUAAUUUAAUUUUGAGCGACAUAUAAGUUUUGUGAGAAUAAGCAGUUAGUUACUGGUAUUUCAUUGGAUUUAAUAUGUGUAUUAAAGAUUAACUGCGAAAAAAAUUUGAUGCAGAAUGGUAAUUCUUGGACCUUAAAUACAGUCUGGUUAUCUUUUCUACCUUUUUUCUCUCUUCUUCAUUAUUAAAAAAUAUGUGAAAUCAAGUUAUUAUUCCAAAAGGAUGAAUAUAUAGGAAUGGUGUAUAUGGCAAAUAUUUCUAAGUUACAUCAAGUUUAUUAAAAAUUUAAUAAAGUAAUAUUUAUCAUUUAAAAUUCACCUUUAUGAUUUAAUAUCUUAUAUCUGGUAGGUAUUUUUUUAAGGAACCCGAUUUGUUAAUAGUCUGAGGCAUCAUGGUAUAGUGACCAGAGUUUUCGAGAUUGCGGAACUGGGCUUAAAUUCUGGCUCUGCAGUCUUGGGCAAGUCACCUGCUCGCUCUAAGAGUGCUUCUUCAUCUGUAAAAUGGGAGGAAUAACACCUACCCUUUGGGGCAUGGGAAUGAUUAAAAAUAAUUUUUGUAAUGUUCCUAGCUUACUGCCUGAUAAUUAAUAUAUUUUAAGUAAAUGUAUUUAAAAUAUAUUAAUUAUGUAUUGUUGAUAUCCUUAUGAAAAUAUGAAAGGGCCAUAAACUCUUCCUCUUGCAGAUAAGGAAAUGAAAAAAUAAUAUGAACAUAUGAUUCAGCUGUGCAGAACCAAGCCAAUGUUUUU